AAUGAACAACUAAAUGAGUGGGUAUGGCACAUCCACAGACUUUGCACAUCAUAAACACAUUAUCAUUGCUUGAAGAAGUCUAAAAAAAAAAAAGAUAAUUAAAAAAUAAAAAGGUUUCCAUUAUCAUAUAUAAAAUCAUAAUAAACAAUGUGAGAAAAGAAAGAAAAAGGCUUUUGUGUUCUGUGAAGGAGAAGGGGAAAAAAGAGAGAGAAAAGCUAAAGACAAAUACAGAGUGUACAGAGAAGGAGAGAGAGAGAGAGAGAGAGAGAUUGUGUGUUGUGUGUGUUGAAAUAAAAAAGAAAAUAAUAAUAAUAAUAGAUUUCUGUUUUGUUGGGGUUGAAGAAACCUUUUACUCUCUUCUGGCUAUCACUAUCAUUGUCCCAUUUUAUAUUGUACAGCUUUUUCUUUUCUUUGUUUUUUUUUUUUCUUCCUCUGUUCUCUCUGUUUCUGCUUUUGAUCCACACCCAUUUGAAAAGUUUGAAUCUUUUUCUUUUUUGGUCAUUUGGGUUUUGUUGGAAAGCCUCAAAUAACACGAGUUUCAAUUUCAUAUUCAAGAAAAAUCUUUAAUUUUUUAAACAUUUUUUUUAACUCUGUGACCUCUGUUUUGAGUUCCCUGUUUCAUUUUCAUUUCUGGGUGUUUUGAGUUCUUUUGAUUCAAAAAUGACUGUGGAGGACAAAAGGAGUAGUAGUGAAGACAAGUUUCCAGUGGGUAUGCGUGUUCUAGCGGUUGACGAUGACCCAAUUUGCCUUAAAGUCUUGGAUACUUUGCUCAAGAAAUGCCAGUAUCAGGUUACAACAACCAAUCAAGCAAUCCAGGCUUUGAAAAUGCUUAGAGAAAACAGAAACAAGUAUGACCUGGUUAUCAGUGAUGUUAACAUGCCUGACAUGGAUGGCUUUAAGCUACUUGAGCUUGUAGGGCUUGAGAUGGACCUACCAGUCAUCAUGUUAUCAGCACAUAGUGAUAAGGAGCUUGUGUAUAAGGGGGUUACACAUGGUGCUGUUGAUUACUUGCUGAAGCCUGUGAGAAUUGAGGAACUCAAGAACAUAUGGCAACAUGUUAUUAGGAGAAAAAAGUUGCAACCCAAGGACCAAAGCAGGUCCCAAAAUCAAGACAAGCCUCUUGAUGGGGCCGGAGAAGGUGGACAAGGAAUGUCGUCAAGUGGCAGUGAGGAUCAGAAUGGAAAAGUGAAUCGGAAACGAAAGGACCAAGAUGAAGACGAGGAAGAAGAGGGUGAAGACAAUUUAAAUGAUACUGAUGAACCUGGGGCUCAGAAGAAGCCGCGGGUUGUUUGGUCUGUGGAGUUGCAUAGGAAAUUUGUUGCAGCUGUUAAUCAAUUGGGUCUUGACAAAGCUGUUCCAAAGAAAAUUCUUGACCUGAUGAAUGUUGAAGGGCUUACAAGGGAAAAUGUGGCAAGCCAUCUACAGAAAUACAGGCUUUACCUGAAAAGAAUCAGUACUACAGCUUCCCAGCAAGCCAAUAUGGUUGCUGCAUUUGGGAUAAAAGAUUCCUCUUACUUGCGAAUGGCGUCUUUGGAUGGAUUUGGAGAGUUUCGAACUUUGAGUGGACCAGGAAGGCUGUCCAGCACAUCUAUAUCAUCAUACCAUCCAAGCGGCAUGCUUGGUAGAUUAAACUCCCCUUCUGGUUUAACAUUGCGGGGUAUAGCUUCUUCAGGUCUUCUUCAGCCAGGUCAGUCACAAAGCUUGAGUAGUUCUGUUAACACUCUUGGAAAGCUUCAGCCAACUCUUUUGCAUUCAAGCCAAGGUGUGAAUCUGUUUCAAGGUAUUCCAUCGUCAUUGGAGCCCAACCAGCUGCAGAGCAAGUCCAGUGCCCACUUUGGAGAGUUUAACCGCAAUGAUGAUUCAUCAGGCUUUUCACUUACAAAUAGCUUCUCAGAUGCCAGAGUAACUAUAGGUAGUCUAAGCAAUACGGCGACUGGUCCCUCAAGCAACCCUAUGAUGCUACAAGCGCACCCCCAACAAAAUCAAAAUACUGGAGUAUUUGCAACUCAAUCUUCUCUUAGCGUGCCUUCGUUGAACCAGGAGUCUUUUGAUGUUGGUGUUCGUGGUUCUUCAAAUUUUCUGGAUCAUAGUAGAUGUAAUGAAAGCUGGCAGGGCGCAGUUCAGUUAUCUAAAUUUUCCACAACUUUGCCUUUGAGUGAACCCUUCAGUCAUGAUGCUUUAUCCACUAGUAACUUCAGAGACAAUAUGUCAUCCACAAACUCUCGGAUGGUUAACAGCCCAACUGAUUAUUCUUCUUCCGCUGUGCUUGCAUCACCUUUAGACACCAGAGUAGACAUGCAAGGGCAAACAGGCUUUGCUGGUAAUGUUGUUCAGAGUACAAGUUACAAUUCAAGGCAGAGGUGGGAAGAACAUGGCCAGGAUUAUAACCCCAACCUUAGUAACUCAUUUAGCACCAUUAAUCCUCUGGUUUCUGGCAAUGGUGUUUUGGGUUCAUUAAGCCAUUGUAUAGAUCGGAGUAAGAAGUUUGAUGCACCUUUGGUUGGCCAGUCUCCUUCAUCUUUUCAGCAAGCUGAGGUUGAAACGUCUCCAUUGGAACCAAAAAUGAGGUCCAAUGAGGACUACCUCUUGGAGCAAACAAAGUCUCAGAAUGGUUACGAGUCUUUAGACGACAUAAUGAAUGCAAUGAUCAAACGGCAGGAGCAAAAUGAAGCAAUGCUAAUGGACGGAGAGUUCAGUUUUGAUCCUUACUCCCUUGGAUCAUGCUUAUGAUAGAUUGCUGCAGCUGAUUUGUAGAGAAGCAGAACCACUUCAGCAAAUCCAAGUCUAUUCCUCUACUGGAGGAAUUUGUAUCUUCUCGUAAUUGAUUCUACAAUUUCUGUCUUGUUUUUCUUCCUCUCCACCACCCCUUCUAUUUCUUCGCCCAGAAUGUACUUUCUUAUUCUCCUUUCUUUUAUUAUUCUGUUACUAUAGUUAGUUGGUGCUUUACAUUGUUAGCAGAAAUCCUAGUUGCUCAAUUCUUUUUCAGCUCAUCAAUUCCCGCUGAUAAAUGGAGUCCUUUAUAACCUUUCUCAUAAUAGUAGUAGGUAUUCUAUUUUCUGUUCCAUUGUGUUUCCUCUUUGUAAAUUGUUUACCCCAUUGCUGUUUGUAUACCUUUUACCUGGAGUUACCUUCCAGUGUUGCUGCUGUUAGUUUUCCUUGUACAUGGAAGUUAGUGUUUAUACAGAAACCUAAAUAUUGCACAGGGAAUGUGAUGGGAAUUUGCUUUGGAGAGGUUGGAAUGCACAUAAUGCAUAUUCACUCCCUAUAAUAACUUUUUAGGGGUCCAAUCCAA
This is a messenger RNA of Ricinus communis (castor bean), 3292 nucleotides long. Its product is annotated as two-component response regulator ARR12. The record is from RefSeq and is a predicted model, not a curated record. Lineage: Eukaryota; Viridiplantae; Streptophyta; Magnoliopsida; Malpighiales; Euphorbiaceae. Gene Ontology annotation, molecular function: DNA binding; DNA-binding transcription factor activity. The transcript has 6 exons. The coding region runs from base 661 to 2730 and encodes 689 amino acids. Gene Ontology annotation, biological process: cytokinin-activated signaling pathway; phosphorelay signal transduction system.